Mauremys mutica (yellowpond turtle) is the source of this 3753-nucleotide messenger RNA. RefSeq names its product acyl-coenzyme A synthetase ACSM4, mitochondrial-like. NCBI's taxonomy places the organism in Eukaryota, Metazoa, Chordata, Testudines, Geoemydidae. The coding region runs from base 256 to 1998 and encodes 580 amino acids. Gene Ontology annotation, biological process: acyl-CoA metabolic process; fatty acid biosynthetic process. The transcript is spliced from 14 exons. Gene Ontology annotation, cellular component: mitochondrial matrix. The record is from RefSeq and is a predicted model, not a curated record. Gene Ontology annotation, molecular function: fatty-acyl-CoA synthase activity; fatty acid ligase activity.
GAGCAUCCAGGCCGGUUGUCUCUCCCUGCAUGCUUGAAUAAAGAAGCCUCAGGCUGUUCUGAUCCAAACACAACACGUGGUAAAUUUUUCCACAACAGUAGAAUGUGUUGGUUUGCCUGUGUCCUCAACUUCAUUAGAAAAAAAUGAACUGAUUUAUACAACUCUUCAAAGGACCCAACACUAUUGGGAUCCACAACAACUAUUUUAUUUAUUUUCUUACGUGGUCUAAAACAACCUGACAAAUCCUCUGCUACCAUGAAGACUUUGCUUAAAUUACAGAGUCUCAAAUCCUUGUGGAUUCCCAAAUCAAGUUGUAGGCUUUUCCAUAAACAGCCCAAGCUUCUUGCCCCAGAGCCGUUUUCGCAGAAUGAAUCUAUCAGGCAGGGUGAACAGCAAGUGCCCGAAUACUUUAACUUUGCAAGUGAUGUGCUGGAUAAAUGGUCUCAGAUGGAAAAGGAUGGAAAGAGAUCAUCAAACCCAGCCUUCUGGUGGGUAAAUGGAAGAGGAAAUGAAGUGAGGUGGAGCUUUGAGGAGCUGGGAUUCCACUCCAGAAAAGUGGCCAAUGUCCUCUCUGAUAUAUGUGGUCUGCAGAAGGGAGACAGAGUUAUGCUGAUUCUGCCCCGGAUACCGGAAUGGUGGCUGGUGAAUGUGGCUUGUAUGAGAACAGGAAUCAGCCUUAUUUUAGGGACCUCUCAAUUAACAGCUAAAGACAUUUCGUAUAGACUUCAGGCUUGUAAGGCCAAGUGUAUCAUUACCAAUGAUAUGGUGGCAUCCGCAGUGGACGCAGUUGCAUCUGAUUGCCAGUUUCUGAAAACCAAGUUAAUUGUAUCCGAAGGCAGAAGAGAUGGGUGGCUGAAUUUUAAUGAACUAUACAAAGCACAACCUGCUGAUCACAUCUGCGUUAAAACAAAGAUUCAAGACCCAAUGGUUAUCUACUUUACCAGCGGAACCACAGGUUCUCCAAAAAUGGCUGAACACUCCCAGGGCAGUCUUGGUUUUAGACCUGUCAUAAGUGAAAGAUACUGGCUGGAUUUGACUCCUGAAGACAUGAUGUGGUGCUUAUCAGAUACAGGCUGGAUAAUAGCUUCGCUGGGGUCUGUUCUUGAUCCAUGGGUUUUCGGAUCAUGUGUCUUUGUACACAGCCUUCCACAGGUUGAAUCAACAACUAUCCUAAAUACUCUCUCCAGAUUUCCCAUCACCACUAUCUUUGGUGCUCCGACUUUGUUCCGCAUGCUGGUGCAGCAUGAUCUUACCAGUUCCAAGUUCAUGAAUCUGCAGCACUGUGUGAGUGGAGGGGAGCCACUCAACCCAGAAGUGAUGGAGCAGUGGAAAAGGACGACUGGCCUGACUAUCUGUGAAGUAUAUGGACAAACAGAAACAGGAACAGUUUGUUCCGUUUUCAAAGGGAUGAAGAUUAAACCAGGAUCAAUGGGAAAGGCAGUUCCCCUUUAUGAUGUUCAGAUCAUAGAUGAGAAUGCUAAUGUUCUGCCUCCUGGACAAGAAGGGGAAAUUGCCAUCAGAAUCAAACCUAAAAGGCCACUUGGUCUUUUCUCUAAGUACAUAGAUAACCCUGAGAAAACCGCUUCAUCAGAACGUGGAAAUUAUUUUGUCACGGGAGACAGAGGGACAAUGGAUGAAGAAGGAUAUUUCUGGUUUCUUGGAAGAUCUGAUGAUGUCAUCAAUUCUUCAGGGUAUCGUAUUGGACCAUCUGAAGUAGAGAAUGCCUUGAUAGAGCACCCGGCUGUAGUAGAAUCCGCUGCUGUCAGCAGCCCAGACCCCCUCAGAGGCGAGGUGGUGAAAGCUUUUGUGGUCUUGUCACCUGCCUUUUCCUCGUGUGACCUGGAAAAAUUAACGCUUGAGUUGCAGGAGCAUGUCAAGAAAGUCACCGCUCCAUACAAAUAUCCCAGAAAGAUGGAAUUUGUCCAACAGCUACCCAAGACAAUCACCGGGAAAAUCAAGAGGAAUGAGUUAAGGAACAAAGAAUGGGGGCGAAUGUAACAUUGUUGGGAGUUUAAUAUAGCUUCUUUCACUCCAAUGAUGUCAUGCAAGUUGUACCAGUUCUCAGGGUGCCCCGAAGUGUGUUACCUUGUUGUCUCCUUCCUUCCCCCACUACUGCCAGCGAGAGAGAGACUUGCUGAUGCUUAACCAGUCUGUUAGUCACCCAAACAAUCUCCUCAGGGCAAUGCAAGGCCUCAUUUUUCUUUGCAGAUUAACCAUAGGUGCACCCUAGUCCCUGAACCACCUUGAACCAGUGUUGUGAUAGCCAGCCUGACCAGGGAUGGUCUCUAGAUAAUACUUAGUGCUGCCACGAGUGCAGGGGACUGGACUAGAUGACCUCUCGAGGUCCCUUCUAGUUUUAUGAUUUUAUGAUUCUGAGCUGCUGUUACAGAAAUAGAGAACCAUUUGCUAGUUGGCAUUGAGAGGUUCUUAGGGUGUCACAAGCAUCUCUGUGUUAUAAUUGCCUUUUUUCUAUUGGAUUUUUCCAAUAUCAUGAGCACCUACAUUACCUGGAAAAUUUAACAGAAGGACCCAGGCUGCAAAAUUGAAUCCUAUGAUGAACCCAAGCUGCAAAGUUCCGAUCUGGUUGCAAACCAAAUUUCCCCAAAUGUGGUUCCAGUUUCAAGCAUUUUAUUGAUAGGGGCCAGCAGCAGAGUUCCGAGCUAAACCUGAACUUUCCCAAACUCCAUUGUGUUCAGAUCUAGGAUUUGGCUGUGUUGCAUCUAUGUUCUGGAACGUAUUUGAGAUCAAUGAGACAGUGUUGCAAGCUGCAGAAAAAUACAGAGAUGUCCUUUAGAAGUUAUGAUUUACCUUAUCCAAACUAUAGACCAAUACACCCAGCCAUGUGAAAACGGAAAGGCCUGCUCAACUGAUGAUACCUCCAGAUACCACACUUUAAUAUAGGUACAGCUGACAAUGUGGGCCAUCUGAUCCAGCUGAUACCAUGGCCACGCUUUAUCAACAAGCACUAACCAAUACAGAGGCAAUCAGCCUAGAUUUAGCUCCCCAGCCUCACUUCUAAUCUUGGCCAGGAGUAGAGAAAAUACUUGCAUCACCUCUGCAAGUCACUGACAGAAAGAUCUGAACGGCUUGCUGUUGGACAGGUGAAACCCAGUCAGGUAGAGCAAACCCAGGUUCUCUGCCAUUUUACCCACAUGUGGCAGGACAAGCCCACCAGUGGGCUCCUUUAAUGCAAUAGUCAUCUAGAUUGUAUUACGGGUCAAUGAACAGACUUUCUGAAUGUCCUACAUGGCUUACUAGCUGACCCAAUUCUCCUAUAACGUUGUGUCUGUGGGCAUAUGGCCACAGUUUGUUACAGUAGCAUGUGCUGUAGAGUGCUGAGUUCUAAGGACGUACCAAUUCUUAACUCUUCAUCACCAAGUGUUGCACUUCGCCCAGUCUAGAAAGUUUAAUUUUCUGGCCUGUGAUCUUUCACUAGCUCACAAAAUGUCUUUGACAAUCAGCUGUCCUUCUCCAUUCACUAAACAGCAAGACAUUUUUAGAGAGCAGCACCUUCUUGGGAGCUGAGAGAAAAGCUUUUACACUCAGCAUCCCUAGAAGUGUGUGUCACACCCCUCUGCAGCUGGAUUUUUAUUGUGAUUAUAAAACAAGAUUUGGAAUGUGACUAUUUUGAGCAAUGAAAAACAACAUUUAUUUGCUAGGAAUAACACCUGUCUAUGCCAAUGAAAUAAUUUCUGUGCUAAAGACUGCUGCAAUGAAUGCAAAAGAAGUUCAAUAAACACAAUAUUUACUUUG